Trichomycterus rosablanca is the source of this 2909-nucleotide messenger RNA. RefSeq lists its product as uncharacterized. Lineage: Eukaryota; Metazoa; Chordata; Actinopteri; Siluriformes; Trichomycteridae. The record is from RefSeq and is a predicted model, not a curated record. Gene Ontology annotation, biological process: immune response. Gene Ontology annotation, cellular component: external side of plasma membrane. The transcript is spliced from 12 exons. The coding region runs from base 117 to 2057 and encodes 646 amino acids.
UUCUAACGGCGUUCCAUCAAAGGUGGAAUAAACAACUAACGCUGAACUGAAGUGUUAUUAUAACUAGAGGACUGUACAAACUGGUUUAUGUUUAGAACAAGGACGGACUGGUGAUAAUGGCGAUGCUAAUGCUGGUUGGUAUGUUGGGUAUGUUGAUGGCAGGAACUGGUGUAGCAGUAAACGGAGAGGGUGAGCAUUCCCUCUUCUACAUCUACACGGCUCUCUCCAAACCUCUCCAACUACCCGGCAUUUAUGAGUUCAUUGCGAUGGGCAUGCUCGAUGAUCGAGAGAUCGAUUACUACAGCAGUGAGAAACAAAUAAAGGUUCCAAUGCAGACCUGGAUGCAGGAGAAGAUGGAUAAAGAUUACUGGGAGAAAGGAACCCAGUCCCGCAAGAGUAAAGAGCAGUGGUUCAAGGUCAACCUGGAUAUCCUGAUGGAUCGGAUGAACCACAACAAGUCUGAUCUUCAUGUUUUUCAGUGGAGACACGGAUGUGUGGUUAAGAAAGACGCAGAUGGAAGCGUUUCAUUUGUUAACGGCGUUAGUGAGUAUGGUUAUGACGGCUCAGAUUUCCUCUCCUUUGAUGGACAAAACCUCAGAUGGAUCGCUGCGGUCCCUGCUGCCGAAGCGACCAAGUGGAAAUGGGAUAACACUCCCAUUCUAAACCAGUACACCAAGGGCUACCUGGAGAAAGAGUGUGUGGACUGGCUCUCCAAGUUCAUGGGCUAUGAAGAAGAAUCGAUAAAAAACCGCACUUCACUGGAUGUGUUUAUAUUUGCGAAGAACUCAGUAACCAACCCCGACAAGUUGACCCUGACCUGCAUGGCCACCGGUUUCUACCCUCCUGAUGUGCAGAUGUAUAUAAGAAAAUCUGGAACUACUCUGCCUGAACAUCUAACAGCAUCUACAGGAAUCAGACCCAACGAUGAUGGCAGCUACCAGCUGAGGAAGUGUGUGGACAUCACGGAGGAGGAUAAAGCUCUUUACGAUUGUUACGUCACCCACAGCACCUUCAACGAGCCGAUAAUUACAAAUUGGACUACAGGAGAAAUUGCAACUGUAGAAAGAGGAACAGCCUGUGCAGGGGAAAUUGCAACUGUAAAUGGAGGAACAGCCUAUGCAGGUGAGCAUUCCCUCUUCUACAUCUACACGGCUCUCUCCAAACCUCUCCAACUACCCGGCAUUUAUGAGUUCAUUGCGAUGGGCAUGCUCGAUGAUCGAGAGAUCGAUUACUACAGCAGUGAGAAACAAAUAAAGGUUCCAAUGCAGCCCUGGAUGCAGGAGAAGAUGGAUAAAGAUUACUGGGAGAAAGGAACCCAGUCCCGCAAGAGUAAAGAGCAGUGGUUCAAGGUCAACCUGGAUAUCCUGAUGGAUCGGAUGAACCACAACAAGUCUGAUCUUCAUGUUUUUCAGUGGAGACACGGGUGUGUGGUUAAGAAAGACGCAGAUGGAAGCGUUUCAUUUGUUAACAGCGUUAGUGAGUAUGGUUAUGACGGCUCAGAUUUCCUCUCCUUUGAUGGACAAAACCUCAGAUGGAUCGCUGCGGUCCCUGCUGCCGAAGCGACCAAGUGGAAAUGGGAUAACACUCCCAUUCUAAACCAGUACACCAAGCACUACCUGGAGAAAGAGUGUGUGGACUGGCUCUCCAAGUUCAUGGGCUAUGAAGAAGAAUCGAUAAAAAACCACACUUCACUGGAUGUGUUUAUAUUUGCGAAGAACUCAGUAACCAACCCCGACAAGUUGACCCUGACCUGCAUGGCCACCGGUUUCUACCCUCCUGAUGUGCAGAUGUAUAUAAGAAAAUCUGGAACUACUUUGCCUGAACAUCUAACAGCAUCUACAGGAAUCAGACCCAACGAUGAUGGCAGCUACCAGCUGAGGAAGUGUGUGGACAUCACGGAGGAGGAUAAAGCUCUUUACGAUUGUUACGUCACCCACAGCACCCUCAACGAGCCGAUAAUUACAACGUGGACUACAGGGGAAAUUGCAGCUAUAAAUGGAGGAACAGCCUAUGCAGACCCUGAUAGAGCCCUGAAUGGAAAUGGGUUCCAUUCUUAAAGUGCUGCAGGAGGAACUUCUGAGGAACUUAGAUUAACGCGACGCAAUUCUAAGGUUCCGAUUGAUGAGAGCAUUUCUGUGAGCUACCCUAAAGCAUUUCAUUUACAUUUAUAUAGUUUGGGUGAUUAAGGGUCAAGGGCCUUGCUCAGGUGCAGAGCAGUGGCAAUUGAACCUGCAACCUUCUGAUUACUAGUCUAGUUACCUUAUCCGCUGAGCUACCGCUACCACAAAAAAUUAUAGACGUUGUGUAAUUGUGUUAAUGUUACAGCUUUUGAUUAGUAUUUCUACAUCAAAGGUCAAUAUAUUUUUUGAUUGUUGUUGUUUUAUGUAACGUUUGUGUUUUAUUUUUUACAUGGAGUCAAAAAAAUCUCCAUUGGAGUGAGAAAGCUAUGAUGUCCAGAAAUGCCAUUGACCUCCCUCUGCUCAACUUCACUUGAAGUGGAUUUAUGCCUAGUUCACACUACACCAUGUUUGUCCUGAUUUUUGAUCGCUCAACAACUCGAAAAUAUCUAGCGUGCUAAAUAUCUGGACCUGUCGGCGACUCAGAAUCUUGGAGCGUGAUCCAGUGUUGCGAUCAGAUUAUGAGUUGAGCUUUAGCCAAUGACAAUGCAGGAUAUGGAGUGAUGGGGAACCUGGGGGUGGGGCUUAUAAACGUCAACAAGCAUGGUUUCUAUCAGCAAACAUCGGCACACGCACAAGCUUUACAGUAUAUGUGACCUUAUCAUCCAUACAUACAUGAAUUCCCAUACACAGACAUGAGGUCACACAGAGGUGUCCAGAUACUUUUGUCCACAGUGUAUAAAUUGUACAUUGCAAGCUUGACUUUUUAUUAAUAAAGAUCUUUUAAAAUUC